Vombatus ursinus (common wombat) is the source of this 2213-nucleotide messenger RNA. RefSeq names its product regulator of G protein signaling 18 (gene RGS18). The transcript has 5 exons. Lineage: Eukaryota; Metazoa; Chordata; Mammalia; Diprotodontia; Vombatidae. The coding region runs from base 232 to 939 and encodes 235 amino acids. The record is from RefSeq and is a predicted model, not a curated record.
AUGCAUAAUAUCAUUUCCUUAAACAACCCAGAGCAAAAUUGGAUUUCAAUUCCUCAGUGCUACAUGUUUGUUGAAGAAGUGCUGAGCACGGCUUCUUACUUUUUCCUCCUUUUGGAACAUUGUGGGGUAAACAGUUUUGUGAUCUCCAUGUGUAAUAAUGAAGGAUUCAGAUUCUGCAAGAAAACUUUUUCAGCGUCCAACUGAGAAGUCUCUUAACUUUGUGGAAAGAAGAUGGAGAAACCUUUGGUUUUCUUUUCUCAACUAAAUAUGUCAGAACCAAAGGAAAAAACUUUCUGCAAGGUGAUUCACGCAAUGGGGAAAGAAGCAUUAAAUAAAGAAAUAAAAAACAGAGGUAAAGAAAAGAGAAAUAGACUGAGCCUUCUUCUGCAGAAACCUGAAUUCCAUGAAGAUGUCAACCCUGGUAGAUCAGAGAACUUGGCCAAAGGUGCAAGUGUCUCCCCUGAAGAAGCAGUGAAAUGGGGUGAAUCCUUUGAUAAACUGCUUUCCCAUAAAGAUGGAUUUGAUGCUUUUACCAGGUUCCUUAAAACUGAAUUCAGUGAAGAAAACAUUGAAUUUUGGGCAGCCUGUGAGGAUUUCAAGAAAAGCCAAGAACCCCAUCAACUGUUCCAUAAAGCACAAGCAAUAUAUGAGAAGUUCAUACAGAACGAUGCUCCACAGGAGGUUAACCUUGACUUUCACACCAAAGAAAUAAUUUUUAAGAGCAUCUCCCAACCAACCAUCCAUAGUUUCGAUGCUGCCCAAAGCAGAGUGUAUCGUCUUAUGGAACAAGAUAGCUAUACACGCUUUCUGAGAUCUGACAUCUAUUUGGACUUAAUAAAUGGAAGACCCCUCAGAACAACAAAUCUUCGAAGGCGAUCACGUUCCUUUACUUUCAAUGAAUUUCCAGAUGAAAAGCCAGAUCUUGCCAUUUGGCUAUAAAAAAAAGAAAAAAACAUUCUUAAUUUUACUCAUAUAUCAUAGUAAGCUAUUCCUACUUGACUCAUACAAUGUUGACUAUUAAUAUUAAUAAAUUUAAUCAACUGUAAUUUGUCAUAUGGGUAAAUUUUAAAAACAUAAUUUAGAACACUUCUCAUAGAAAAGGGAUGCAAUAUAAUAAGUAUUGUGUUCAUAUAUACCUCCAUUUAAAAAAUUCUUUCCUUUUAAUAUAUAAUUUUCAAAAACUGGAAUUAUCUUUAAUGUAUAUAUGAAGAGUGAUUAUACAUUCAGUAGGAUCAAGAGGAGAAGAUUUGCAAAAACUUAACAAUAGUUUAUAAAAUGUAUAUUUAUACAUAAAUGCAUAUAUUCCACAUUUUAUAUUAAAUUAAUAAAAGAUAAUAUUCAUAGAAGCAAGAUGAAAUAGGAAAUAGAGGGGAUAGCCUUUAAGUAAAUAAAACCCGGGUUUAAUUCCUGCCUCAGGAUAAGAUUAGGGAUAGGGGAUAGAAACUGGACCUGUGAUGUCGCUGAUGAAGGAAACUCCUGAAUGUGUAAAUUCCCUCUACAAUGCAGGUCUGAACAUUCUCUGCUAUAAUGCUAUAAGUAGCAUUUUUUUCAAAACUUUGUGAUUAUAAUCUAUAUUCCCUUGAAUAAAUCAUAUAAACAUAUGCUUUUAUUUUAGAAAUAUUUAAUUGUCAAUGUGUGUUGCAUGGUAUUAAUGUCUAUAUUUGAAUGAUGCUAUACAAUUAAUUUUCACAUUUUCAUGUACUUGAAAUGCAGACAAAAAUUUAAAAAUUUCUGUUAAAAAUUUCUUUAUCUUUAUUGCUCAUUUUACUUUGAUUUAUUACAUUCUAGAACUAGUUAUUGUUCACUCACUAUCAAUUAAAUUUAAUAUGCAUGCAAUUAUUAUUAUUACAAAUUAUAGAACAUAUUGAGUUUUUCCAUCACUGAUUUAAAUAGUAAGUCAACCACCUGAGGCUAUUUUGUAAAGUGGCACCAUUUAUCUUUUUGCCUUUCCAAGAUACCUUCUAAAUGACAAGUUUUGUAUUUGUGGUUUUCUCCUAUUUAUUGGUCUUUUCAUUUGUAAGCCACAAUUAUUGCUCUUUAUGCACCUAGCAGAAACUUGAUGAUGGCCAGCUAUACCCUCAUUCACCUGGCAUGGAUGAAGAUCAACAACAUGCUUCUCAAAUCCUGAUCAUUCUGGUUAUGGGGUAAUAACCUUCAGAAUCUAUCAACUGUUCAUCAAUAAACACUGAGUCACCAAAGCGUCCUUGGCAAUA